Molecule: messenger RNA, 1253 nt
Organism: Petromyzon marinus (sea lamprey)
Lineage: Eukaryota; Metazoa; Chordata; Hyperoartia; Petromyzontiformes; Petromyzontidae
Gene: ALG14
Product: ALG14 UDP-N-acetylglucosaminyltransferase subunit
Biological process (GO): dolichol-linked oligosaccharide biosynthetic process
Cellular component (GO): UDP-N-acetylglucosamine transferase complex
Molecular function (GO): N-acetylglucosaminyldiphosphodolichol N-acetylglucosaminyltransferase activity
Source: RefSeq, a predicted model, not a curated record
CCUCUUGCGCCCCACGUGGUCUCCCGGGCCACCAUGGAGGAGGCGAGUUGUUCGAAUCUCCUCCUCGUCUCCCUCCCCCUCCUCGUUCUCCUCUUCCUCCUCGUCUCGAGGAGGAGGAGGGAGACGUCUCCUGCUGCUCGACUCCCCGUGAGCCUCCUGGUGGUGGCGGGGUCCGGGGGCCACACGACGGAGAUGCUUCGCGCCCUCUCUGCGCUCCCCGCGCCCCGCUACUCCCCGCGUCUCUAUCUCCUGGGGGGCUCCGACCCCCUGAGUCGCGCCAAGAUUUUGGCCCACGAAGAGACUUGGGGGGCUCGGGGGGGGGAGGUGCGGGUAGAGGAGGUGCUGCGCUGCCGUGAGGUGGCAGAGCCGCUGGGCCGCUCACUACUCAAGGCGGCGGUAGCCACGGUGCAAGCGAUGUGGAUUCUGCUCACCGUGUCACAACCCCCUCAGCUGGUUCUGUGCAAUGGUCCAGGCACCUGUCUACCCAUUCUGCUUGCAGCCUGGAUCUCCAGCCUCAUCCGCCUUCCACUCCAUCUUCUCUACGGACCUCCUCCUCCUGGUGGCGACGGUGAUGGUGGUAGUAGUGCCACACGCUGGCGCCCCCGCUUGGUCUUCCUGGAGAGCGUGUGCCGGGUGCACUCACUCUCCCUCUCCGCGCGACUCUCGCGCUGCCUCGUCGACCACCUCGUUGUUCAGUGGCCACAGAUACAGCAGCAGCAAAGUGGUGGGUGGAGGUGGGCCGCUAAAACAACGUACCUGGGUAGGGUGGUAUGAGAUAAAGCGAGGACUCACCUCGUCAGAGGGGCUUGCCUCGUCAAAAAGAGACCACGUCAGAGACUCACCUCUUCGCAGACUACGAAGACCUCAACUUCAUCAGACAAGAGGGUGGGGGUGGUGGAUGAUUGCGCCUGCUGUGUAUGUUGAACUUAUUUUGCACUGUAUGUGUAGCCUAGUGGCACCCCCAGUGGCAGCUGUCCGUGUGUGGGUCUAGUCCAGGGGCACCCCCAGUGGUAACUAUCCGUGUGUGGGUCGAGUGCAGGGGCACCCUCAGUGGCAGAUGUGUGUGGGUCAAGUCCAGAUACGCACAGCCGCCACUGGGGAUGGCCUGAGGCUAGACCCACUCAGCAGUCACCAACUCAAGCAUCUGGGUAAACUCUGGUGACCUUACACUGACUUGUGUACAGGAUGAAUAGCAAACAGUAUCCUUCCCAUGUUUGACAUAAAAUAAUAAAAUUAUAUUUUGAGUCAUUCUG